This is a messenger RNA of Odontomachus brunneus, 3764 nucleotides long. RefSeq names its product RNA-binding protein squid-like. Gene Ontology annotation, molecular function: RNA binding. Lineage: Eukaryota; Metazoa; Arthropoda; Insecta; Hymenoptera; Formicidae. The record is from RefSeq and is a predicted model, not a curated record. Bases 316 to 1248 code for a protein of 310 amino acids. Gene Ontology annotation, biological process: regulation of gene expression. The transcript is spliced from 2 exons. Gene Ontology annotation, cellular component: nucleoplasm.
AAUCAACAUACGGAUCGUAUAUCGCGGGCUAUAUACUGGAAUCGGAAAUUAUCGUUGCUUUCCUUUCUUGUGUGGCAAGCCGGCACGACAUACGUACACAUUGGUCUCCAUAAGCCACAGCUAUCGGCGAGGGAGCCAGCAGCUCCGGAAUUUAUCUCGAAGUAAACUGGACAAAUUGCAGAGCGUUUCUUUGUUAAUUGAUCCUACGACGAUCUCCAAUUAGAGUAGAAGACCACUCGCUGAACCGUUUGCGGUUGGUGCCUACACACUAGUUCAGUAGACACGGAACGUUAAUACGGCGAAAGCGCGGACACGAUGGCGGCGGUAGAGGGUUAUCAAAAUCAAGCGCAAUGCGAGACACAGUCGAAUCAUCAGGAGCAAUCUUCGAGUCAAGGCCAAAUGGAUCAGCAAGAUCAGCAAGGCUCGCAAGGAAAUCAGCAGAUGCAUUCCCAUCAACAGCAUCAGGACCAUGUUUUACAGCAACAGUCUUCACACCCACAAGCAACCGCCGGUAUUCCUGGCAAGGACGACGAACGCAAACUCUUCGUCGGUGGACUUUCUCGCAAUACUACAGAUAAGGAGUUGCGUGAUCAUUUCAGCAAAUUUGGUGAAAUCGAGAGUAUUACCGUAAAGAUCGAUCCGCACACCGGCAUUUCACGUGGUUUCGCCUUCAUGGUGUUCACCAAUGCCAAGGCUAUCGACAAGCUACUUGCAUCUGGGGAGCAUUACAUUAACAAACGUAAAGUGGACCCGAAACGAGUCAGUAAGAAACCCCAGCAUGGUAAAAUCUUCGUAGGUGGUCUCACUCCUGAAAUCACGGAUGACGACAUCAAAACGUAUUUUGGACAGUAUGGCAACAUCGUCGAGUUGCAAGCACCUUUUGACAAAGUCAAAAAUCAACGAAAAGGCUUCUGCUUCAUCACAUUUGACUCGAAGGAAGUCGUUUACAAAUUACUGAAGACACCUAAGCAAACAAUAAAUGGUAAGGAGGUUGAUGUGAAAAAGGUAAAAGUCAAUCCGGAUCCAAGAAACCAGGGCUUCUGGGCACCUGGUUACGGUGGAUAUGGUUAUGGUGGUGGAUACGGAUAUAUUCCUGAUUACAACGGUUACCAUGGCGGAUAUGAAGACAUGUAUGCGAAUUACGAUUACGCUGGGUAUGACGGCUAUGAUAAUAUGGGAUACGCGCAGCCUAAGCCACGAGGUAAUGGUCCAGGACCUCGUCAGUUUCAGAGACAUCAACCGUACUAAGCGUAAAGAGGUAUAUUGAAUCCUAUGCACUUCAUACCCGGUGAUAAGAUUUAACACGUCUAGAAAGAGUUAGACUAAUUGCGUCUAUAGCUGAUAUUCAGUCUGAGACUGGGUUCGUUUUUGAGGUCGUUUCGGGGGUUGCAGGGAAUGUCAUGAACGUAAAAAAAAAAGAACAGCUUAUCAACCAAGCUCAGUAUAUCGUGCAUAUAAUAGAUAAGGAGGAACCAAAAAAAUUUAUCCUGGAAAAUAUGCUUAGUAUGCGUUUAUAAAGCAGAAAUUGGUCUGCACCAUAGUUGAUUCAUGAACAACAUUAAAAAACCAGUCGCUCGUUAUCAUGUCUUUUUCUCUGCAAUUGUAUUACUAGAAUGGCUAUGAUUUUGGCACUGCACAACAGAAUUUUAAGAGCGAAAGAAUAAGAAAUUGAGGGUAAAGAAAGAUGAAGCGCGAAUAUACUUUGUAUUUUCGACUGUGUGAGGAUAUAUACAUAUAUAUAUAUAUAUAAGAUAUACUUAGUAUUUUCUUCCACAGCAAGAGGGUAAAGAAUAUACUUGGUGUUUUCUUCCAUAAUAACAGAGCUAACGACAUGAUAUUUCAUACAGAGCUUUUAUCCAAUUUAAUGGAGUGAUUUGUUGUUGCUGUAUGAAAUGAAGCAGAAUUUGUAUAAUUGUGAAACUGUAACCAAUCUUACUUCCUGUUAUGGAAAAGUUUUGGUGUCGAGUAGAAGGAGACGCACGUCACACAUUUGUAUUUGUAUCUCGUUAUUCAUGAGUAAUUGACUAACACAUUUGUAGGUAAUAAUUUAAUACUCCUACUUUUCUUUAGAAAUUUAAGUUUAUCCCUCAUUAUUCAAGUUUGCUUAGCUUUUUUUUGCGUAGUGUUAUUACUUUAUGCGAAUAAUAAAAUUCAUGGUGUAUAGUUGCAAACCAUUGAUAAAACAAAAAAUUGCCUUAUUUACAUACCUUUUUUUGACCUCUGCAUGUUAUAAUUAAAUAAUAGAUUUACAAAAAUAAGAAAACACUCAACGACCAAGAGAUCUAUUUCUACAUAAAAAUAUUUCUUCCUCAUAAAAUUGUAUCUUAUAACUAUACAGCUUAUUAUAAUGGGUAAUACAUUUUACUAGCUACUAAGUCUUGUAACUUAUCUUCAGAUUGUAAGUAAUGAAAUGUACAUAUAUGUUAUAUGUAUGUAUGUAUAUACGGAAUGUUCACAUACGUACAUAUGUACAUGUAUGUGUAUAUGUCUAUGACUACUACGGAUUUAUAAAAUUAGAGUUUAGAUGAUAAAUGCAAAAAAAAAGAAAAAUAUAAAAAAGAAUAUAAUUAAAAUAUGAACGUCCUGGGUAAAUACAUAAAGUGCACGCAAACGACUCAACUUUCUCGAGGAGAUAGUUCGAUAGAUUAAAACAUACAUUUGCGGCAGUAAUACGCAAAUGUUAGAAACGCUGAUCAGUGUUCUCUAUCGUAUAGUACGUUUCAAGCUAUCGAAGCUAUUACGUUCCUCUUUGCGACUGCAUCACCUAUGGUCAAUGAAUCAAUCAUCAAAGACUCUUAGCUGCCAUUUGAUGAAACAGCGUAUCUGUAGUCACGACAAAGAAAAGAAAAGAAAUGAAGGUGUAACCGUAAUUACUUACAUAAUAUUUACGCAGCAUCAUACCGUACUAUCAUUGUCUUGAAUGUGUCAUAGUAAAAACCUAUUGUCAUAGUUAAUUAUCCGGCAAUUAAUUCGUCUAUAAGAUCUAUCUCGAGACAGAAUUCGAUCACUCGCGUGUCGUCUGUGUGCUCAGUCAGUUUGUAUAAAAAGAAAAGGAAUAAAAGAACGAAGAUACGAAUACGACGCAAGUAGAUGAAAUAGAUAAACAUAUGUUAUAUAUUGAGAAUGAUGAAUGGAAAUUAACAAACAUUUUCUCGAGCUAUCGGCGAUUAUCAGAAUGUUUAAGGCGGCGACCAGAGUUGACGAAUAUAAUCUAAGCUACAUUAACACUUCCUUUCGCAUUUCUGUUUGGUAGCAGUUCCUGUUCAUCGUACCAAGACUGCUGUUUAUAUCGCGAAAAGACUGUUAUCAAGCGAUGAUACAGGCUCUAGAGAAUUUGACAAUUAAUGAAACUUGUGGUUUCGACUUGCGAAAUUAUGAGAACAUAGAAAAAUGGAUAAUGUAAUAAUAGAAAAUGUAGAUAUGACACAAUGGGACUACAUUUAGAUACAUCGAAAUUAUAUACACAAGGCUGAAAAAGCUUUAAACAUUCAAAAGGAAAAAGGUUUUCUCAGACGUCAUAAAGGCAUCGACAGUUUGGCUUAAAUGAGAGUUAGUUAACAACGUGAAGUAUCUUCUUGAGAAUAUCACGUCAAGUAUCUCAUCUUGAGAAUAAGUUUUUAAGCCAAGCUAAUAAUGUCUUUGAAAUUAAAUCUGUAUACUGUGUAUACCAUAUUUGCUGCGUGUGAAAAUAUAUAUUGAAACAAGAGAGAGAGAGAGAGAGAGAGAGAGAGAGAGAGAGAGAGAGAGAAAGAGAGAACAGAGCG